AUGAUGGCCUCAUCCAUCUUAGCAGCUACUUCUUCUAGUGCGAUCCUCGCACUUGCAGGACUCAGCGGCUUGACCACACAUGUUCUUUUCUAUCGCCAUGGAGAAUGGGAUCUCAAGGCCCCUCGCCUUGUGAUCACAUACAUAUUGCUGUUCCUAGGUGCCACAUUCCUGGAACGGUAUAAGAAAGAUGUUCUCGUACUCGCACCAAGCCAUUUAGCUGCCAAACUUGUAGGGUGCCACAUCUUGGGUAUCUACACGAGUAUGCUCUUCUACCGAGCCUUCUUGCAUCGUCUGUCACGGUUCCCUGGGCCAUUCCUUGCGAGAUUAUCAAAUUUCUAUGUGACGGCGCUGUCUACCCGCAAGCUUCACCUUUAUGAGGAGACUGAGAAGCUCCACGAGCUUUAUGGAGACUACGUGCGUUUAGGGCCCACCGAGUUGUCUAUUGCGGAUCCACGCGCAGUCCAGGCAAUCUACAGUUCUACGGCAAAGGUCUCCAAAGGUCCGUGGUAUACGAUUUUGGAGCCGCGUGCAUCCUUACAGACGGUGAGAGAUAAGCAGGAGCACGCGCAGCGAAGGAAGGUCUGGGACCAAGGCUUUAGCACACGAGCACUGCGUGAUUACGAGCCUCGCGUUUUCCGUUACACCGAACAACUCGUUCAAGUCCUUGAACGGGAGGUGGGAAAUCAAAUCAACAUCGCCCAGUGGUUCAAUUACUACAGCUUUGAUGUUAUGGGUGACUUGGCGUUUGGAAAGUCCUUCAACAUGUUAAUUGAUGGCAAAGACGCUUACAUCGUGAAACAAUUGCAUGCUGAUAUGAAAAUGAUUGGGAUUUUCGGCCAUAUUACCUGGUUAUUCCCGUUUUUCAAGAGAAUUCCUCUGAUUAAUGCGGACUAUCUUAAGUUUUGGAAAUGGGUGGAUGAGCGUGUACAUGAGAGAAUUCAGAGUAAUCCAGAUCGCCCAGAUGUGUUCUCAUGGCUCCUCGACGCAUAUGAGCAGGGUCCAAAGACAAAGCAGAAUACUCUUGACCUGAGUGGUGAUGCAUACCUAAUUAUUGUAGCUGGAAGUGAUACUACAGCUGCAGCCCUCACCAGCCUCUUCUUCCAUCUUGUGUCGGACCGCACCCUAUACAAAGCACUUCAAACAGAGUUGGACGCUCUACCUAGCCUGUCCUACGACAAUCUGAGAAGCGUAAAACUACUCGACGGAGUAAUCAAUGAAACACUCCGGCUUCACCCUCCUGUUCCUUCAGGAACGCAACGUUCGACUCCACCCGAGGGCAUCACUAUCGGCAACACGUACAUUCCCGGAGACGUGAGGGUCUGCAUUCCCCAGCACACGUUAUUCAGAGAUGAGCGUGUUUUUGCCCGUCCACAGGAGUUCUUGCCUGAAAGAUGGGAUUCACAGCCAGAACUUGUCAAAGAUCCUGCUGCAUUCAUUCCAUUCAAUGCUGGCCCGUACGCGUGUGUUGGGAAACAGUUAGGCCUGAUGGAGCUCCGCUCUGUGACUGCUGAGAUACUUACCCGAUUUGAUGUCUCGUUCGCUCCAGGCCAAACGGCAUCUGCUUUUCUUGAUGGAAAGCAGGACACAUUCACCUUAGCCACGGGCCCAUUGAGGAUGGUGUUCCAGAAUAGGGAAAACAAGGGAAAUUGA
Penicillium coprophilum is the source of this 1650-nucleotide messenger RNA. RefSeq names its product cytochrome P450. The coding region runs from base 1 to 1650 and encodes 549 amino acids. Lineage: Eukaryota; Fungi; Ascomycota; Eurotiomycetes; Eurotiales; Aspergillaceae. Gene Ontology annotation, molecular function: heme binding; oxidoreductase activity, acting on paired donors, with incorporation or reduction of molecular oxygen; monooxygenase activity. The record is from RefSeq and is a predicted model, not a curated record. The transcript is spliced from 7 exons.